Pelobates fuscus (common spadefoot toad) is the source of this 1821-nucleotide messenger RNA. RefSeq names its product phosducin (gene PDC). Gene Ontology annotation, cellular component: photoreceptor outer segment. Lineage: Eukaryota; Metazoa; Chordata; Amphibia; Anura; Pelobatidae. The transcript is spliced from 4 exons. Gene Ontology annotation, biological process: regulation of G protein-coupled receptor signaling pathway. The record is from RefSeq and is a predicted model, not a curated record. The coding region runs from base 130 to 879 and encodes 249 amino acids.
UCAAUCUGUCCACCUGUCCUCCCAGCACAGGUCUGCUGCUGGUUAAGCUUUCUUUGCCCAAUAGUCUCAAGGACACUGGUCACUGCUUUAAACUACAGCUGAACUACAGGAAAGAUCUUAAUCCAAGCAAUGGAAGAGGUGGACACUCAAAGUGUCGAAGAGGAAACAGAUUUUGAAGGAUCUGCUAUGAACACAGGACCUAAAGGAGUAAUACACGAUUGGAGAAAGUUUAAGCUAGUAAGUGAAGACCAAGAAGCGGUGCCACCAAAUAAGAGAGAAAUCCUCCGCCAAAUGUCUUCGCCGUUCAAAGGGCCAAGUAAAGAAGAAAAGGACGCAAGAGAAAAAUUCACUCGAAAGAUGAGCAUGCAGGAGUAUGAGUUAAUUAACGAUAAAGAGGAUGAAAAUUGCCUGCAAAAAUACCGUAAACAGUGUAUGCAUGACAUGCACCAGAGGCUGAGUUUUGGGCCAAAGUAUGGGGUUCUCUGUGAACUUAGAAGUGGAGAUGAGUUUUUGGAAGCCAUAGAAAAAGAACAAAAAAGCACCACGGUCAUUGUUCAUAUUUUUUCCGAUGACAUCAAGGGAUGUGAGGCACUGAAUAAUUGCCUAACAUGUCUCGCUUUAGAGUAUCCUACAGUUAAGUUCUGUAAAAUCAAAUCAGCUGAUACAGGGGCCGGAGAAAGGUUUUCGGCCAGUGUACUUCCGACCAUACUAGUGUAUAAGGCAGGAGAACUGAUAAGCAAUUUUAUUAAUGUCACUCAGUAUUUACAUGAGGAAUUCUUUGCAGGGGAUGUUGAGUCCUUCCUAAACGAAUAUGGGCUUUUGCCAGAAAAGGGAAUCCAGGGCCUUGCAGAUGACAAUGGAGAAGGGGACAUUGAAUAGUUGAGAGCAGCGAUGUUUUCGAGAAGAUAUUCAAAGUGUAUUAGAGAGUAGCUGCAGGUGAUGGUAGAGUAGAAGGUUUUUGUAUGGGAAUAUUUAUAUAAGCCUUCUGAACUACCAUUGCCAGCUGCCACUGGUAGACAGUGGGAUAUAUUCUCUAAACGGUGAAUUGGGGACUAUUUUUAACAGAAUUGCAACUUUGGAACAAAAUUGUCACCUUGGAAAAAUACUUCAGCUGGGUUUAUUUUCGCAACUCUGCAGAUUUUUGUCCUAAAAUUUGCAAUUGCCUUGACAAUAGUCUACAAUUGACAGUUUAGUGAAUUAGCCACUUCAAUAAUUGUUAACGUUCUGUUUGCAUUAAAUGAUAAUACUGUACCAUGUAGACUAUUCAUCAGAAUUGGUUGGAAGCAUUUAAUGGUUAUGUUAACCAAAGAUAAAAAAAAGUAUGAUUUUAUUGUUUUAGGGCUUAAAACAAUGUUUUCCUGAGAAGCCUUCAGAGCUAGUUCGUCAUAUAAUUGUAGAAUUGAAAUAAUUUGUAGACACUACAGUUCAUUGUGAAUAUAUAGCAUACGUUGUUUCUUAUAUAAUAAAAUAAGUGUACCCUCUCCUGCUUUGAAGUAACUGAAUGAAAUUUUGUUACGGUUCAAAAACUUAUGUAAAAAAAUAAUAAUAACCAGAACAUAAAAAAGCACAUUGCACUAGAAUUAUUUUAGUUAAGUAUAGACAGGUUGUAUUUUUUUUUUUUUUUAAAUCAUGUUAUUGUAGUGAUUAUCAUACAAUGAAUGAAAUAGCUCAUUGGAUAGCAAAUGCUGACUUCCUGACAAUGUUAACUCAAUCUUUCUGUGGUUUAAAAAAAAUGAGCAUCCUUAAAGCUGGGUAGAAAUAACAUCUACUUUCCAAGAUAUGAUGUACUUUAUGUUCACUGACUGUAAGUAUAUGUGAUUG